This is a messenger RNA of Bipolaris maydis ATCC 48331, 701 nucleotides long. Lineage: Eukaryota; Fungi; Ascomycota; Dothideomycetes; Pleosporales; Pleosporaceae. The record is from RefSeq and is a predicted model, not a curated record.
CAUCGACAAGGCUAAGAUACCCUACGAAGUAUACAAAGUCUCUAAAAAGGACGGUAAAUUUGAAUUUGAACAACUUCAUGGUAAAGCAUGCAACCUUGCUCGUGAGCGUUGUAAGAGGGUUGGUUGGGGUACUCACCGAACUCAGUCCGAUGAAUUGGACGGCGUCCUUGCAUCGCAUGUAGGGCAUCUCCCACCUACAUUCGUAUCCUGAGCGUCAAGAGAGAGAGGCAAGUCUCUGAGUUGUAAAGUUGGGGGCAUGCACAGCGUCUGAUCUUGACGUUGUCGUGCUGUAUCACACCGGAGAUAAUCCCCUCUCACUUGAUGUUGAGGGUUUCGGCGACAGUUAAGAUAUGUAGUGAUUUGGAUAGAGCACAUGCUGGGUGUAAGAUGAUCAGAGAAGAAUUAACAGAACGGUGGCGUGGGUGUGUUUGCUAGUAGAAGCAAGAAUGGUUUGCCAGCGUUGCAGACAAGUGCGGGGCAUUUCUAUAUGCACGUGGAAGAGGCUGCAGGUCUCGACUGUGGAUAUGUUUCAUAAGGCUACGUGGUUAUCCGAUCCCUCUUCUUCUCCUUCAAGGUACGAAUCGAUACAAGGAUAUGUUUCGCUUCUAGGCUUUGAGCGCGCCUUUACUGUGGCCUUCAUUCCAUCCACCAAGGCUUCUCUAGGGUAUUCAUCGAAGUAAACCAUCCAGCCAACCUUUUCU